Messenger RNA from Lagopus muta (rock ptarmigan), 1118 nucleotides. RefSeq names its product chromosome 15 C16orf91 homolog (gene C15H16orf91). The record is from RefSeq and is a predicted model, not a curated record. The transcript has 2 exons. Bases 79 to 459 code for a protein of 126 amino acids. NCBI's taxonomy places the organism in Eukaryota, Metazoa, Chordata, Aves, Galliformes, Phasianidae.
CGGCUCGUGCAUGGUCGCCGCUUGCAGCGCUGAGGUCGCACUUCCGCUUCCGGGCGGCGCGGGGAGGAGAGCGGAGGAAUGAGCUGGGCGCGGGGCGGCUGGCGGGCGCGGUGCGUCUUGCUCCUGCCCGGCCCCCGUAGGUGGCUGGCGGGACGGCGUGGCACCGAGGACGCAGUUAAAGAGGAUCCAGAGAGCGAGGGACCCAUCCCCUUCUCUUCCAGCAAGGCCAGCCCGCGGGUGUGGAGCGUCAGCCAGUCUAUGGGGAGUGAUUACCAGAGGCCGUGGGCGAAGGUGCUGCCCCUCAUCCUGCUGUGCAGUGGGCUGUUGCUGUGGUGUGCGUUUAGGGAAAAAACGGAGAUUGACGAGCAACUGGAAGCCCUGUUAUCUGGUCAGAUCGUGGACCCUUUAGACGCGGCACAACAAAGCGAUGCUCCUUCACAGAUACAGAAGGAGAGAUGAUGAGCGCACCUGUGGUGAAGGAGCUGCCAAAAGUUCAGCUGCUUAAAGGCUGCUCCCGCACCUGAUUUGGAAAAUGUUUUUCUGUCCUACCACCAGCCUUAUCUUGCAAACAGGAUUUAUUUAUCUUGCUGCUUUUUGUUUGUCUUCACUUAGCAACUUACAGCAAUAGCAGAAUGAAUAGUCCUUUUCUGCAUUGCAUGGCAGGGAUGGACAGGAUGUAUUGCAAACUAGCAUGUAUUUGUAGAUAUGUUGUGUUCAACUCGGUUUUUUCCAUGGAUUUUUUUUUUUUUCUCUUGGUUGCACAGCAUAUUAAAAUAUCAAAGCUGUAUGUCUGUAAUUUGGUUGCUGAAGGUGACCUUCAGCUGGCACUCUGCUAGCACGGAGUGCAUGGAGUGCAUUCACAUCAUGUUGAGGAUACCUGUAUUAAUGUAUGAUGGAUUAAUAUUCAGAUUACUUUGUAAUUCUACGAAACAAUGCAGGAUUUACUUAAUGCACAGUUAGUGCUGGUUUUCUGCAGCAUAACGUGUUUGACAUGCCUAACUAAAGUGGUCAGUGCUUAGGUGGGAAUUUUGUAGAAACUGUAAGUGAUUGAUCUGCGUCAGAGAGGGGAGGGAGCUCCUAAUUUCACAGCCAGCUUAGCAUCUAAUUUUUAUCUACAU